UAAAAGUUAAAAAGGUUGGAAGUCCAGCUGUUAGUGUAACCAGACAGGUGUGUGAUUGCAGGUAUGUCGUUCAGCGGAGAAGCAGUGCUUCGGGCCGGGGAGGCGUCGCUGUUUUGGCUCGGUGCUGUGACCGCGGCCUGUCUGUCGGUGUGCUUCGUGCUCCGGCUGCUGUCCGGCUUCAGGGUGUGGGUGCUGGGCAACGGACGGCUCGUGGCCCCCGACAACCUGGGGAAGUGGGCAGUUGUGACAGGAGCCACAGACGGCAUCGGGAAAGCAUACGCAGAGGAGCUUGCUCGCAGAGGUUUUUCCAUAGUUCUGAUUAGUCGUUCUCAGGAGAAGCUUGAUGAUGUUUCCAAGGCAAUCGCCAGCAAGUGUGGUGUGGAGACUAAAACUAUUGCAGCAGACUUCAGUGCUCUGGACAUUUAUUCAAAGAUUGAAGAAGGACUUGCGGGACUGGAGAUUGGAGUUUUAGUAAACAACGUUGGCAUAUCCUAUUCAUACCCUGAAUUUUUCCUCAAUGUUCCCAAUCUGAACACUUUCAUGGACUCAAUGAUCAGCAUCAACAUUACAUCGGUGUGCCAGAUGACGCGUCUAGUUUUACCUCAAAUGGUUGACAGGAAGAAGGGGGCCAUCCUCAACAUCUCAUCUGCCAGUGGGAUGUACCCUGUUCCUCUCCUCACCAUCUAUUCUGCCUCCAAGGCAUUUGUAGACUUCUUCUCUCGAGGACUGCAAGUUGAGUAUAAAAGUAAAGGGAUCAUCAUUCAGAGCGUUUUGCCAUUUUUUGUUGUAACCAAGCUGAGUAAAAUCCGACGGGCCACGCUGGACAAGCCCAGUCCAGAGCGAUACGUUGCAGCUGAGCUCAACACGGUGGGACUGCAGAUGCAGACCAAUGGCUACCUUCCACAUGCCAUUAUGGGUUGGGUGACUACAGCUCUGCUCCCAGCCAAGAUGCUGAACAGCUACAUGAUGGGGAUGGGUUUGUCCCAGCGCGCUCGUUACCUCAAGAAGCAGAAGCAGGGUUAGAUGGAUCGGCGGCUGCUGGGAGCCGCAGCGACAGACAGAGAGGGGACCAGCUGUGUUCGUGACGUGUCCAACUACCAUCAUCAUCAUGGACCCAGCAAAGACAAAGUGACAGUUUCUGGGCAACAUCUCAGUAUUUUUUAUUUUUUUUCCCCCUUCUUCUGAAAGUGAUAGAUGAUGUGAGGGAGUCUGUUAGCACAUUACAUGUGUUCAAUCCAAACGUUUGUGUAAAAACUAUUGGACCAAUUGGUGCUUUUUGUUGAGUAAACAGCUUUAAUUAAACAUGGGAACUAAAACCAACUCCCAAAACUGACCAUCUGUCUAGCAAGCGUGAUGCUUUCAGGAAGAAGCGUGGCUCUAAAGUUGCGCGAUGUCUCUGAACAUGUGUGUUUGUGGCUCCUGUGGGGGUUGCCUAAAGCUGUUUUGAUGAAACGCUGAAGGUGAAACUUCCUCUUUGCAAGCACUUAAUGAGUUACCAGAACGCAGAAAUCUGUCAACCUUUCAUAAUUACAGUUAUUUCAUGUCUAGAUUGAAAAUAUUCGUUGUAACACUAACAUCAAAUUGUCAUUUGAAUACGUUGUCAGCAGUACUAAAGCUGUGGCGAGAACUGCGUUUAGAAUUGAUUAAAGAUAAAAACAUCAGUAAAAUGAGUACAUGAAGGGAAUUUUUGGUCAAAUAUGAGUGUGGUUUUUUUUAUAACAAAGCAAUU
Molecule: messenger RNA, 1729 nt
Organism: Nematolebias whitei (Rio pearlfish)
Lineage: Eukaryota; Metazoa; Chordata; Actinopteri; Cyprinodontiformes; Rivulidae
Gene: hsd17b12b
Product: hydroxysteroid (17-beta) dehydrogenase 12b
Exons: 11
Coding region: 64-1023 (319 amino acids)
Cellular component (GO): endoplasmic reticulum
Molecular function (GO): oxidoreductase activity
Source: RefSeq, a predicted model, not a curated record